UUCCUAUCUGCGUGGCUAUUGAAAUUGUGCUGCUGGUGGAUAAUUUUGAAUUGUGUUCAAUACUUUUUUUUACAAUAAAUACCAUCAGGAUAGACUUUUAUUCUUCAAUUUUACACCCGUAACUACUCAUUCAGUGAACCAGUUCGUACACAUUGUGAUAUUUAGUCACAAAAAAGAAGCAACAGAACACGCAGUCCAAGAAGAAAAUUCCUUUGUCGUCGUCAGUUGAGUGAAAAACGUGAUUUUCGCGUAACCGAGACAGGGAAAAGAAAGUGUGAAAUUCAUAAAAAAGAAGUGUGUGAAUGCAAUAGAGAGGGGCCGCUUUGAAAAAGUUUGGAUCGGUGUGUGGCGUGUGUUAUUUUUCGCAAGUUGGGUCUGUUACAACAUUUAGUUUGCGAUAAAAAUUACAAGCGCCCCAUUGAAGGUUAUAUUUUUUUGGAUUGGAAUUCUCACGGGGCGAGCGAGCGAGCGAGUGAACGACGAACGGACAAAUCAACCGGAGAAGUAGUGUUGUGUGAGAGAACGAACUUGUGUUGUUGUUGUUACGUGUGCAUGUUUGAGUGCGCGUAGAGAAGUUAACCAACCGGAGUGUACCGCCUCAAUCCAAGUGUCGGACGAAGUUAAAAUUUGAAAACAGCAAAGAAAGCAGAAAUUCGACAAAAAAAAAGUAAAGUAAAAAAGUUAUACAAGCAAAAUGGCUCAAGAAAACUCCGAUAUGUCCACAAAAUUCUCCACACUAAAUGUCAAUGCUGCGGAAUUUGUACCGAGCUUUGGCAGCUUCAGUGCGGCCGUUGUCAGUUCUAUAAAUAAUGACAACAGUGCGCCGGCUGCUGCCACCAUUGCUGCUCCCAUGGAUACAACCAGCGUGCCAGCCUCUACCAGCGGCACUCCUGCCACCACACCUAAUUCGGAUGCAUCCGCUUCGGGUUCCCUGAAUGCACUUAGCCAGGCGGCGGCCGGUGAGGUUGCACCAGCGGAAUCUCCAAUGCAAACGUCACCAGUGAAGGUUGCUGCACCUGUGGAAAACAUCAAUACAGCCGAUAAAAUUGCAGCUAAUAAUGAAAACGAUCCUGCCGACAGCUGGGAUGUUGAAGAGGAACCCGUUAUUACUCCCGAUGAUGAAGAAGCUGAAGAUAUUGAAGAAGUCGAAGGUGAUGCCACACCAAAGGUGUCAAAGAAAAAGAUACCAAAGGUAGAAGACACAAAGAGCAAAAAAGAACAUGUCAAUGUUGUUUUCAUUGGUCACGUUGAUGCUGGUAAAUCAACAAUUGGUGGCCAAAUUAUGUCCCUAACUGGCAUGGUCGACAAACGUACACUGGAAAAAUACGAACGUGAGGCACGUGAAAAAUCUCGUGAAAGUUGGUAUCUCUCAUGGGCCUUGGACACAAAUCAAGAGGAACGUGACAAGGGCAAAACCGUUGAAGUCGGUCGGGCAUAUUUCGAAACAGAACGUAAACAUUUCACCAUUUUGGAUGCUCCUGGUCACAAAAGUUUCGUACCAAAUAUGAUUGGUGGUGCGGCACAGGCCGAUCUGGCCGUUUUGGUUAUAUCGGCGCGAAAAGGUGAAUUUGAAACUGGUUUCGAUCGUGGCGGGCAGACACGUGAACAUGCUAUGUUGGCCAAAACAGCUGGUGUCAAACAUCUGGUUGUACUCGUCAAUAAAAUGGACGAUCCAACAGUCAACUGGGAUGAGGCACGCUACAACGAAUGCAAAGACAAGAUCCUACCUUACCUCAAAAAAUUAGGUUUUAAUCCAGCCAAGGAUUUGACCUUUAUGCCAUGCUCAGGUUUAAGUGGAGCCGGUUUACGUGAUACUAUACCCGAUACAAUUUGUCCAUGGUACAAUGGCCCAGCCUUUAUACCAUUCAUUGAUCAGUUGCCUUCACUUAAUCGCAAAGCCGAUGGACCAUUCAUUAUGCCCAUUGUUGAUAAAUACAAGGAUAUGGGUACGGUUGUAAUGGGCAAGGUUGAGUCGGGUACUGCGCGAAAGGGCCAGAAUUUGUUGGUGAUGCCUAAUAGGACACAAGUUGCUGUUGAUCAACUUUGGUCUGAUGAUGAUGAAGUCACCUCUGUGGGUCCUGGUGAAAAUGUCAAAAUCAAGCUGAAGGGCAUUGAAGAAGAAGAUGUCUCACCUGGUUUUGUAUUGUGCGAUGCCUCUAAUCCUAUUAAAACUGGCAAAAUAUUUGAUGCUCAAGUCGUUAUCUUGGAGCAUAAAUCAAUUAUCUGUGCCGGUUAUUCGGCCGUCAUGCAUAUACAUUGUGCAGCUGAAGAAGUUACCGUUAAAGCCCUCAUUUGCUUGGUUGACAAAAAGACCGGCGAAAAAUCAAAAUCACGUCCAAGAUUCGUUAAGCAAGAUCAAGUGGCAAUUAUGAGAAUUGAAUGUUCCGGUAUGAUUUGUUUAGAACAAUUUAAACUAUUCCCACAAAUGGGAAGAUUUACUCUGAGAGAUGAAAACAAAACAAUUGCUAUUGGCAAAGUGUUGAAGGUGAUCGAGUAAAUUGAGCCAAGCUUAAUUUUUUUUGUAAUUUUAAUUUUCUUGAGUGCUUCAAGCCCCGCCUUUUUUAAAAGAAAAAACAAAAUAACAUGAAAUUUAUAAAAACAAAAAUCAACAUUAACAUCUAAUUUUAAAAAGUAGGCUUUUUAAGCCCGGCCGUCGUCGUCAACCUAGGAAAACAAAAUUGAAUAACGUUAUGAAAAUAAAUUCAAAAAAACUGAAAACUACCAACAACCUAUCUUUAAAACAAAAACAAAAACCACAACAACAACAAAACGGAAAUUAAGAAAACCAUGAACUUUAAAGAGAGAAAAAUAUAAAACAAAUAAUAAAGGAAAACAUUAAAAUAAAAACGAAACAAACGAAUAACAA
Molecule: messenger RNA, 2866 nt
Organism: Musca domestica (house fly)
Lineage: Eukaryota; Metazoa; Arthropoda; Insecta; Diptera; Muscidae
Product: eukaryotic peptide chain release factor GTP-binding subunit ERF3A
Exons: 7
Coding region: 695-2497 (600 amino acids)
Biological process (GO): nuclear-transcribed mRNA catabolic process, deadenylation-dependent decay; translation; translational termination
Cellular component (GO): translation release factor complex
Molecular function (GO): GTPase activity; translation release factor activity; GTP binding
Source: RefSeq, a predicted model, not a curated record